AAUAUUUAAGAUGCUGACUUGGUGGAGCAUUCACGCUUGGGAAGGCAAGCCACCAGUGUCCAGUACACUCCACUUUCAGCAACUCAAGCUUUGACAAAGGCUAUGGGAGGGCAAGGAAAGAAAGGGGACAACGAAGUGUGAGGCCAUCCAGAGUGAGCGUGUAAGGCGUGAGCUGCUCCUCAGGCCUCCACUGGGCCAAUCCAAAGUUCCCCAAAGGCAAAGCCUUCUUUACCAGGCCCACGAAAGAUGCUGAGCAAGACUCAUGCAGCUGGGACCUGGCUCUGCAUUUUCAUUGUGGCCUUUGCCAGCCACCCAGUACAGCUGCAGAAGCCCCCUAAACAUAAGAUGCCAGCAGAGCUCAAAGCGGCCUCCUGCUGUAAGGAGGUGAAGGAGCUCAAGGCCCAGGUCGCCAACCUAAGCAGUAUGCUGAGCGAACUAGGCAAGAAGCAGGAGAGUGACUGGGUCAGCGUGGUCAUGCAGGUAAUGGAGCUGGAGAGCAGCAGUAAGCGCAUGGAGUCAAGGCUCACAGAUGCCGAGAGCAAGUUCUCUGAGAUGAACAGCCAGAUCGACAUCAUGCAGCUCCAGGCGGCACAGACUGUCACCCAGACCUCAGCAGAUGCCAUCUACGACUGCUCCUCCCUCUACCAGAAGAACUACCACAUCUCUGGGGUAUACAAGCUUCCUCCCAAUGACUUCCUGGGCAGCCCUGAGAUGGAGGUGUUCUGUGACAUGAAGACUUCAGGUGGGGGUUGGACCAUCAUUCAGAGACGAAAGAGUGGCCUUGUCUCCUUCUACCAGGACUGGAAGCAGUACAAGCAGGGUUUUGGCAGCAUCCGUGGGGACUUCUGGCUGGGGAAUGAAAAUAUCCACCGGCUCACCAGACAGCCAACACGGCUCCGUGUGGAGAUGGAGGACUGGGAGGGCAACGUGCGCUAUGCCGAGUAUAGCCACUUUGUUCUGAGCAAUGAACUCAACAGCUACCGCCUCUUCCUGGGGAACUACAGUGGCAACGUGGGCAACGAUGCACUCCUCUACCACAACAACACAGCAUUCAGCACCAAGGACAAGGACAAUGACAACUGCUUGGACAAGUGUGCCCUGCUCCGCAAAGGUGGAUACUGGUAUAACUGCUGCACGGACUCCAACCUCAAUGGGGUUUACUACCGCCUGGGGGAGCACAAGGAGCACUUGGAUGGCAUCACCUGGUAUGGCUGGCAUGGGGCCAGCUACUCCCUCAAACGGGUGGAGAUGAAAAUCCGCCCGGAGGGCUUCAAACCCUGAAAGGAAGCUGCUGUGGAGCCGGACUGCAGAAAGACGCAAGCGGAGACUGGGAAGGGCAGAGCCAGCAGGAAGAGGGUAUCAAAGGGCAGGGGAGGGAGUGGCCUGUAAUCCCCAGGUGAGACAAAGGCUCUUAG
This is a messenger RNA of Marmota flaviventris (yellow-bellied marmot), 1415 nucleotides long. RefSeq names its product angiopoietin like 7 (gene Angptl7). NCBI's taxonomy places the organism in Eukaryota, Metazoa, Chordata, Mammalia, Rodentia, Sciuridae. Gene Ontology annotation, biological process: blood coagulation. The record is from RefSeq and is a predicted model, not a curated record.